AUGGCCAACUUUUCCAAGAUGAGCGUGACCAACGCGUCUUCCCCAGCCCAGGCCGCUGCCUUCCACAAGCUCAAGUUGCUUCCUCUCGAGGUGCGCCUGGACAUCUACAAGAUGGCAUUCCAGGGCGCCAAGGUGGACGCAGUGCUUGCCAUGGAGGACAAGCCCUCUGGCGACAAUCACCAUGUCCUCCACUUGCGCCACUCUGCUCACUUCAACUUGCUGCUCAGCUGCCGCGAGAUCCACGACCAGGCCCUGCCCACCUACUGGUCAGAGGCGACGCUCAACCUCGUGCAGCCUUACAGCACCGCUAGCCCAAUUGAGAAGAUUUGCCAGUGGGCGAAGGACAGCCGCUACGGCCCCGAUUACUACUCGCACCACCUAUGUCUCUCUCUGCCUGAGGUGGCCAAGGCCAACGUCAAGCACGUUCGGGGGAUGUUGCUUGCCCCGCUCGAUGGCGACUUCGUCAAGAACAACCCGCAGCUGACGUCCACCGCGAUGCUCGGCAUCUUCAAGCGCCUUGCUACCUGUGACAUUUCACCAACAAUGAAUUCUCACUCAGAUUUCCCAAAGUUCAGCGUCGACGUCAUCGGGGGGUGGAGCCUCACCUUCAAGGACAACACAAUUGCCGUAGCCGAGAAUGGUAAUAACCAUCGCUUCAAAUCUUACUGGAAGGACAUAAAGUGCGACACAAAGGAUCUCCUGCGCAAGAUCUGUGGAAUCGACAUCACCACUGGGGUCGUGUUCCUGGCCAAGGACGAGCGGGUCUACUGCAAGAGUUCAACGUACGAGUCGAGCGUUGACCUCCUGGCCAGAAUGCUAGCAGUUCUUCCGGACGAUGUCCAGAUCACUACGAACGAUACUGAGUUCACUCUGAACGAUACCGAGACAGUGCCAGUGAAGCAGUUUCGGAAUCUCUCAGCCGGAGUCCUCUACGAGGUCCACGGCGAGGAAGUCGGCGACGAGGAGGGCUACGACAUGGUCAUCCACCCAGCACCAGACUCUCUUGAGGAGUCGGCCUCUGAAUCUAUCGGUUCGGAUUGA
Molecule: messenger RNA, 1041 nt
Organism: Diaporthe batatas
Lineage: Eukaryota; Fungi; Ascomycota; Sordariomycetes; Diaporthales; Diaporthaceae
Exons: 2
Coding region: 1-1041 (346 amino acids)
Source: RefSeq, a predicted model, not a curated record